AUGAGUUCUGCUGCUGGUGGUAUUGGUGUUGGGAGUGCGGGGCUUUACGCUGUGGUUACGAAUCCGGCGCAGAUGGGCGCGAAACCGGAGGAGGCGGACGAGUUGAAGCAUCAUUUGAAGCAUGGGAAAGGUUUCGUGAAUCCGUGGGAUAGUUUCCGGGAUUUUAAUCCUUGGAAGCUUGGUUUUGGGAUGGCUUGGCGACGGCUAUCCGGCCAAAGCCACUUCCCCGACACGACACCCCCCACCGUCCCCAUCCGUCCCCCCUCCUUCCUCCCAUCGCGCCAAACCUCCAAACUCCGCGCAACCUGGCUCGGGCAUGCCUGCUACUAUGUCGAAUUCCCCGGCGGACUCCGUGUGCUCUUCGACCCGGUUUUCGAAGACUGUUGUGCACCCAUCAAUCUCAAAAACCUAAAGCGCUACACGCCCCCGCCGUGUGAAGUCGAAGACUUGCCGAUAGUUGACGCUGUUGUGAUCAGCCAUAAUCAUUAUGACCAUUUAAGUCAUCCGACGGUGAUGCGGAUACAUAAGAAGCAUCCGAAUGUGCAUUUCUUUGCACCGUUAGGGAAUAGGCAGUGGUUUCUGGAUUGUGGGGUUAAGAAUAUUACAGAGCUGGAUUGGUGGGAAACCCGGGACGUUAAGCUUGAGAUGUUUGCCGGCAAAGGAGAAGAAGGCUCUCAAGUCUCGGUUGCUGAGGUGGAUGAUUUGAAGUCGAAUCUGGGGGCGAUUACUGCCACGAUCGGCGCACUGCCGUGCCAGCAUGUGAGUGCGAGAACACCAUUUGAUAAGUGCCGGACUCUAUGGGCGAGUUGGAGUGUGGAGAGUGGAGGGAAGAAGGUUUAUUUCGCUGGUGACACAGGCUAUCGCUCGGUUCCGCACCUCCCCCCGGGCACCGACGACUACUCACCGGCCUACGCCCACCUCCCGCACUGCCCCGCCUUCGCGCAAAUCGGGCUCCACCGCGGCCCCUUCGAUCUUGGACUCAUCCCCAUCGGCGCCUACGAACCGCGCUGGAUAAUGUCGCCUAUGCAUGCGAACCCGAAGGACUCGGUCAACAUCUUCGUAGAUACCAAAUGUCGGAAGGCCUUGGGAAUGCAUUGGGGCACGUGGGUUUUGACGGAGGAGCCGGUUAUGGAACCCCCUAGAAAAUUGAAGGAGGCGUUGAAAGAGAAGGGGCUUGAUGAGAAAGGGGUGUUUGAUGUGCUGGAUAUUGGGGAGAGUAGGGAGUUUGGGGGGGAUUGA
Lindgomyces ingoldianus is the source of this 1239-nucleotide messenger RNA. RefSeq names its product Metallo-hydrolase/oxidoreductase. Gene Ontology annotation, molecular function: N-acylphosphatidylethanolamine-specific phospholipase D activity; zinc ion binding. Lineage: Eukaryota; Fungi; Ascomycota; Dothideomycetes; Pleosporales; Lindgomycetaceae. The transcript has 3 exons. Bases 1 to 1239 code for a protein of 412 amino acids. Gene Ontology annotation, cellular component: cytoplasm; membrane-bounded organelle. The record is from RefSeq and is a predicted model, not a curated record. Gene Ontology annotation, biological process: N-acylethanolamine metabolic process; N-acylphosphatidylethanolamine metabolic process.